Molecule: messenger RNA, 651 nt
Organism: Dipodomys spectabilis (banner-tailed kangaroo rat)
Lineage: Eukaryota; Metazoa; Chordata; Mammalia; Rodentia; Heteromyidae
Gene: Zg16b
Product: zymogen granule protein 16B
Exons: 3
Coding region: 1-651 (216 amino acids)
Source: RefSeq, a predicted model, not a curated record
AUGCUGUUUCUGCUGACCCUGGGCCUCCUCGCCAGUCCCGCCUGCCAGGCCCAGGAGAUGCAGGGCCUGGGAGGCGGCACCUACUUCUACAUCCAGGGCGAGGAACAGGGGGAGAUCCGGGCCAUCCGCGUCUUUGUGGGCAUCCUGGGCUUCAUCAAGGGCAUCCAGCUGCGGUUCGGCUCGGCCUGGAGCGCGCACUACGGAGCGCCAGGCGGGCGCGCGCGGGAGCUGACGCUGCGGCCGGGCGAGCGCGUGAUCGCGGCGGACGGGCGCGCGCUCGCCUGCGUCUGGCGGCUGCGCUGGGUCACGAGCGCGGGGCGCGAGGCCGCCUUCGGCCGCCCGCUCGGCCGCCCGUUCCGCGCCCAGCCCGCGGCCCGGGACGCGCGGCUCCUGACCGUCAACGGCCAGCACCGCCUCCUCUGCCUGUCCGGCAUCGGCUUCAAGUGGGGGUCGGCUCCGGAGGGGCCCGCCACGCCCACCAGGGGACAAGCCACGCCCGCCCAGGGGCCAGCCACGCCCACCCGGGGGCCAGCCACGCCCACCCGGGGGCCAGCCACGCCCACCCGGGGACAAGCCACGCCCACCCGGGGGCCAGCCACGCCCUCCCCGGAGUCAGGGGCGCUCGGCUGGCCGGGCUGGGCGGCCCGGUGA